Messenger RNA from Rotaria sordida, 2406 nucleotides. The record is from the annotation of a GenBank genome assembly. Lineage: Eukaryota; Metazoa; Rotifera; Eurotatoria; Philodinida; Philodinidae.
AUGGCAGAAUUAACAAAGAAAAUUGAAAUUCGCUUCAAUGAAUCUUUAUCGAAGUUAAACGCUGAUUUUCGUCAAUUUCUAUUGAAUUGUCUCUUUGAAUAUCAUUAUGAUUACGAACAAUCUCAGUUCAAGGAAAUUUUGACCAUCAAUCGUUUGGAUCCAUUUCUCAAUGAUCUGCAGGCAACUCGAGAUGCCCUCGAUGCAUUUCGUGCAGCAUGGACUGGAAAUAAACAAUUGGUCGAAAUCUUUCUCGAAAAUUAUCCAACAUUCAAAGACAAACCGGGACCAUGGAGCACAACACUUCUUUAUUCAGCCGCAAGAAAUAAUCAAAUGGCCGUUGUGAAAUAUCUUCUCAGUGAAAUCCAUUGUUCCGUCAAUGCUCAGAAUCGACAACAUAUACAACGAGCUCUCCGAAUGGAUACAAUCACUGCAUCGGACUACAAAGUCGAUCCAAGUGCCGGUUCCAACGCUUUGCAUGGUGCGUGUUAUGGUGGUCAUUUAGAAAUCGUGAAAUAUCUCAUCGAUCAUGAUGCAAAUUGUUUCAUGCGAAACCAAGCCGAAGAAACACCGAUGAUGAACGCUAUCCGAUGGCCGCACAUCAUCCAAUACUUUCAAGAUUUACUCAAUCGGGGUUAUAUCGAAGAACAACAACAUUUGCCAGAAAGUCCAAUUACCGUAAUGGAUAAAAAGCAAAGAAAAGAUUGCAUCUGGGAAUUUUUAUCAUUCAGUUUUUAUGAAACUUGGCUUCCUUUUGAUACAUCCGAAGUGAAGCAGUUGAAUGAGUUAAUGACAGUCAAGGAUGGUAAACAAUUUCAAACAGAAUAUCAAUGGAACAUCUCUCAAACCAUUUCCAUGGUUCGAUUCCUCCAGUCCGGGGACACUAUUGCUUGGGUUCGAUGUCGUGGUUCGUCCAUUCUGAAUUUUGAUUGCUUUGCAUUAUGGCAAAUAUUUUAUCUCAAACAUCCCAAUGGUAAAUAUGAUGAAGACGAUCUCAUGCCAAUGAAAAUAUUAGAUCUUUCACUACUCGAUGAACGCGAACCAAAAAUUCAGCUGAAUACCUGGUACAAUUGUGAUGCUACCAGCAAUGAUCGACUCGAUGAAGCGAUGAAUAAUCGACGGAAACACACGACAUUCUCACUCGUCGAUCGUCCAGUUCAAUUCGAUCUGAUGAACUUCACAUUUACUAAUGAAGAUCAAAGCAUCUCAGGUUUUAUAAGAUGGAUUCCUAAAUUAGUAUCAAAUAAUGAUCAGAGUAAACAUCGCAUCGUUCCUAUAAAUAAUUUCCAAGCCUCAUCAAACGUUAACCCAGUACCAUUGACGACAGAACAUCGCAAAGAAGCCUCACAAUCGACAUCCAAUCAGCGAACAUUCGAUUCUGACGAUGAUGAAGUUCCAAUUGAUGUUGAUAUAGUGACAGAUGACAAACAACCUGAGACGACUGAGAAUUCCGAAGACGAAAGUGAAUUGUCUGAAGAUCCAAUUCCAUUACCACCUGAUGCUUUCGAUGACGGAAUCGAGGAUGAUCGAAUCAACCAAAAAACAUCGGAACAAUUAGCUCGUGCAGAAACAUCGACAUCAUCGGAAGGAUCAGACGAAUUGCGUCAAAAAAUAGCUGAAUUGGAAAAAGCUCUUCAGAUUGAACGCUCAAAAAUUCAAACACAAUGUGAUGCUAUGGAACAACAACAUGCAAUGAAACAAGAAGAAGCAGCACAAACCAUCCAGACAACAUUGGAAGAGAUCGAACGAUUGACAGCUGAACUGAAUCCAUUGAAACAGCGAAAAGAAACUGUACAAAAAAUGAAACAAAAAAUUCAAAUUACAGAAUAUGAUAAAAUUGCAAGAGAACGUCAACGACAUGAUCAGAUUUUAUGUUUUGUUAAUUCGGUGACGGAAGUUACUCAAUGCUGUCGCAUACUAGAACAAUUGACUCAAGGGACAAUCAAAGGAUAUCCGCUGAUUCAAGCUCAAUCAGCUCCAGUACAACGAUCGUACAUUGAACAUGGUAGUGUCUUUUUUUCCACCACAGUAGCUGAAACAUCGUUGACUUUUCCUUCAUUGAAAUACGUCGUUGAUACCGGGAUGAUCAACGUACCCGUCUAUGAUCCUCAAACGAAACGAACCGUUAUGAGACAAGUUCGAGCUGCUGAAUCGACCAUUAAACAACGUCUUGGACGAUUGGGACGAACUCAAGAUGGAGAAUAUUAUGCUUUGUAUGACUUUCGAGUUGAAGAUCAACGCUUCCCAACACCACAAAUUUGUCAACUAGACCUGACUAAUCUGGAAUUUAUUCUGAGACGAUCGCUGAUUCGACGCGGAUUGCAUUACAUGCAACAAUUUUUACCUGAUAAACCAAAACCAGCUGCUCUUGACGCAACUGUGGAAGAACUCUUCCGACUCAGUUCGUAG